AUAAAAAAUUUUGAGGUUAAAUUGUUUAUUCUUAGUUGUGCAAUGCUAAAAAUUUCAUAAUUUUGCAAAUUAAAUUACCAUUUUUUAUUUAAGAAAACAUUAGUUUUAAUAAAUGGCAAAACAUCUGAUACAAAUAAUAGUCUUAGGUGCUCAAGUGGUAGGAAAAGCUUUUGCCAGGGCUUUAAAACAAGAAUAUGCAGCAUCUCAAGAAGCUGCUAAAAGAGCUGGUGGGGGAACCCAGGGUCAAAAUAGAGCCGCUGCAAAUUUAAGAUCCGGUAUGACAUUGGAAGAGGCACAACAAAUUUUAAAUGUUUCAAAACUAGAUGUUGAAGAGAUUCAAAAGAAAUAUGAACACUUAUUCAAUGUAAAUGAUAAAACAAAAGGCGGAUCUUUCUAUUUACAAUCAAAAGUUUUUAGAGCAAAAGAACGAAUAGACGACGAAUUAAAAACUAAACCUAGCGAAGAAAAAAGGGGGACUAGUAGAAGAUCUUCAAAUAGUAGUGAACCUGUGUAAUGAAAAUUAUAAGUUAGAAUAGUUUUUUUGAACAAAUUUAAUAUACAUAAUUAACUGUUGAAUGACUUAUAACGAUUUGCAAAAUAUGAAGUAUAUAUUAGUAAAUUAAGCUAAUCAUGCGUUCUCAUUAAUUUCUACUUUUCCAUAAAUAUAAUCAUUUGAUAUUAUUUAACAAAAUGGAUCACGAUGUAAGUUGCUUUAAUACGGUAAAAUUUUAAUAAUGGCUAUUUGCUGGGAAUAAUUCAUAUAUGGAUGCUUAGAAAAUGUUACUAUUUUUUCUCUAAUAAUUUUAUUAAAAUCUAAUGAAAAGGUCAAAUUGCAAUAUGUAGCUUUUUUCUCGUACAUAUUGGAUUAACAGACUUAAUUAUCUAUUGCACAGGUUAAAUGUGUGUAUAUAGUUAUAUAAUGUACAAGCUUGAUGCCCAUAUGGGAUUAACAAGUAAUUCAAAAUCAAAAACUCUUCGUUAAUUAUGACUAAUAAUUUUAUUAAAAAUU
This is a messenger RNA of Condylostylus longicornis, 1009 nucleotides long. It is a transcript of the gene blp, whose product is annotated as mitochondrial import inner membrane translocase subunit TIM16. The record is from RefSeq and is a predicted model, not a curated record. NCBI's taxonomy places the organism in Eukaryota, Metazoa, Arthropoda, Insecta, Diptera, Dolichopodidae. Bases 113 to 514 code for a protein of 133 amino acids. Gene Ontology annotation, cellular component: TIM23 mitochondrial import inner membrane translocase complex. The transcript is spliced from 3 exons. Gene Ontology annotation, biological process: protein import into mitochondrial matrix.